AUGGAUAGCUCAAGCGAAGAUCACUCUCAUGACGAGCACAACUCCCUUAGUGAGUACACCGGCAGUGAACAUCAGUCAUCCAGUGAGAACCACUCCAUCGACGAACAUCAUUCGGCCGAGGAGGACCAGCUUAUCAAUGACGAUCAUCCUAUCGAGGAAGGCCGCCCUGCGGAGGAAACACCCAGUGAGCUCCAGAUCCAAAGACACUCCUUCUUCCAAAGGCCAGCAGAGAUCUUAUUCGGACCGUUCAGGAACGCCGUCUCUAACCACGCGAUCCCCCUCUGGGACACUCUGCCACAAUUCCCUCGGCCGCUACCGCCACUCCCUCCGACAAAUGUCGAAGUCCUACUCGAAGAGCUGCUAGCGCAAAAGUCUAUACAAGACGUCGAGGACCUCUGCGAAGAGAACCCUACACUCCGCAAGGUCUUCAAAGACAACAUGGUACAGAUUCUUCGGAAACACAUCGCCCCAGAAGCCUGGUCCGAUGCCAUCUGCUGCGUCGAUCGCCGCCUGAAACAUCCGGGCAAGACGGCCAGAAGCGCCUUUGACGAAGACUACGCCAACGGCACCGUGGCGGACUGGCCUCCGCCCCCGGAAGGUGUUGUAGGAUCUAUCUCUGGCAGGGCCAGACUGACCAUCUCCUAUUAUCUUCGAGCAUUCGCAAGCGCCAGCCCCCAAAUGAGUAAGUCUCCGUGUACACAACGCGGACAAUGGGACCUAACCGGCCUCUGCCAGCUCGUCAAGACCAUGGACCAGCUCCUAGACAGGGUCUCACAGGCUCAAAAGGUCUACGCCUCCUUUGAAGAGUGGGAAGAAAGCUGGCAGGACCGCCGCCCCGACGAACUCCCCGACGAGCGAUGGGGCCCCGACAUCACGACGCUCAAGCCCAAAUUCUCCGCCCUGUGCAGGGAUGACGGCACCGAAAACCCCAACAACCUGAUCUACGCCUUUGAACGGCACACGGCCCACGACGAGGAACGAGGGCCCGUAUCGGAGGGCGUCCUGAUGACCAAGACGAACCGCGCAAAGCUCCAGCGCGCCUUCUUCCGGCUCGAGUUCAUCCGGCGAGCGUACUACCAACAGCCCUUUUACCCCCGCGGCGCAGAAUGGCAAUCACGCAACGAUACGAUGGUGGAAGGCGUGGUCCGCGGCCCCGCGGGCGAAACCUACGAAGCCCGUCUCGCGCGCGCCGAGGAAAUCUUCAAGCGCUGGGACAGCAAGGACGAGUUCGUCGAGGUCAUUUGCGCCUUCAAAGCCACGCUGAAUGAGUACGCCAUCCCCGUGAGCGAUCUCCUCCGAGCCUUUAGCGAUACCAUCGAACGGUACCUCGAGACGGAUGAGGUCCGCCGCGCCGAAGCGGCGUGUAGGAAGAGGCACCAAGAGACCGUCUGGAACGGCGACGCCGUCGGCCUCCAGUGGGAAUGGAACCCCUACGACCUUCGCCAACCAUUCCUCCCCGCGUGGGACAUCCCGCACUCAAACGACUUCUUCACCCUCCGUGCGCAGCUUCUCGAUGACCGCGCUGACCUGGGUAGGCAGAUGGAUGAGUGUCUCCCCGCGCCCCUCGCGCGCGCCGGGUUCGACGCGCGGCAUGCCACGAUAUAUCGUUCUGAACGCAUCCGCUUCGCACCGCGGAACAAGCGUGAGAGGGAGGAUCCCUCGAAGCGGAAGCCUGCGGCAGAAGCGCAGCCCAUGCACGCAAUGUCACGGUUCUUGACCGUCAUGUGCAGCCUGCCUUUAUCGUUCAUGGGGGAGUUCUUGGCUAUGGAGUCGCACACGCAGGCCCGCUUCCUCAAGUCGGCGUACUGGGCCGUCGCCCGCGUCAGGGCCUCGAGGUGUCCGUCGUUUCUGUCCGGCGAGAUGCGUGCCUGGUGCAGUAACCCCAACGUCGUGUACGACAGAGACGGCAACCCGGUCCUGGGACCGCGCCCCCGUCUACUCCCUGAGAUGUCCGUCCGCGCCGCCUCCAUGGCCUGCGUGUCUAAUACGUACGAGUUCAUCGAGAACGACUGCGUCGGAUGGCGGUUGCCCUCACACCCGGAGUCACAAGGCGGCUGGUGGAAGUGGAAGUGGGACGACGACCGCCUCCCAGCCAAAGUCUGGAAUGACCUACACUGGCAGAUGUCAUUUUUUUCGACCAAGAUCAACAACGUCUUCCGCAUGGACGACGUGAAGUGGGCGCAGGUCUGGCGUUCCAGUCGCGAGUUUGAGCGGCAGGUCUGGACGGGCCGGAUGAUGGACCGGGAGGUGUGGGAAGGGUACGGCGACCCCGGCCGCGUGGAUGGGAAUGACUGCUAUUGUCGCUGGGGGUCCGGUGGAUGCGGUAUCUGUGUGCCACUGCCCGAGGUUGAGCUGCCGGAGUGGGAACUGAUGACGCCGGCUGAGGUGCUGGAGGAAUCUCAUGUUUCGCAGUUUAUGCGGCAGCCUUGGAGCAAGCUCGCCGAUCUACAGCCAGCUGUGAAGGAGGUUUUAGGGAGAGCCGUUCAUCGUGUCGAAUAUGAGGAGGCUACCUAG
Molecule: messenger RNA, 2514 nt
Organism: Colletotrichum tamarilloi
Lineage: Eukaryota; Fungi; Ascomycota; Sordariomycetes; Glomerellales; Glomerellaceae
Exons: 1
Coding region: 1-2514 (837 amino acids)
Source: RefSeq, a predicted model, not a curated record